AUGAAUUUUGCACCACAAAUAGAUAUUAAUCGACAAGAAAAUUUAUUUGAUUCACCGAAUUUGGUUCAUUUUAUUAACAAAACAUUAGAUUCACCGAACUAUCCACGUAUAGCCAUAACAAGAAAAUUAACAAAUAUGAACGAACAAAAACGGUCAACAUCAGGAGUUAUUCAAUUAAGUCUUAUCACAUCGGAUAAUCAUCUAUCAUUGAACAUUUUACAAGUCAAAGGUAUUCAGUCAUGUUCAUCAAGCAUUCUUGUUAAAAUGACACUUAUACCAGAUCGUAAACCAUUAGAAUGUCAUACUCGUGCUGUGUCAAACUUAAAUGGCUCAGGAAUAUUUAAUGAAAAAUUUACAUUUGAAAUAAAUAAUGAUGAUAUAAAUAAGCGUCUUUGUUUUUCCGUCUAUAACUAUGAACAAGGAAAAAAUCAAUUUCAUUUUCAAGGUUGUUUAUCAUUUGGCAUAAGAAAUACAUUAAAAAAGCAAAAAAUUCGUGGUUGGUUUUAUUUAUUACAAGAAGAUAUUGGCGAAUUACGUCAUAAACAAGUAUCGAAUCAUGAUGAAAAACACGUGACAAAAAUAAAUCGAGAUAUUGCGGAUUUAGAAGAACAUCAAUUUAUAAUUUCUCGUGGUUCAACUCAUUCAUUUGGUUUUACUGUUGUUGGUGAUAGUCCAACAUUCAUUGGAAAAGUUAGUGAAAAUAGUCCAGCUGCUCUAUGCGGACUUAAAUCAGGUGAUUAUAUUGUUAAAGUUAACGGCCAAAAUGUGUCACGUGCUCAACAAAGAACCGUAUCAAAUUUAAUCAAACAUGCAAAACAUUCAGUCACAUUAGAUAUUCAUCGUUAUCCAAGUGUACCAGUCAAUCGUGAAUUUUUUUCUUUAGUUUCUUCAACUGAUACAGUAUCAACUGAGAAUUCAUCAACAUGUAGUGAUUUAUCGAUACCCUGCUAUAACAGAAAUACCAUGUCUUCGUCAUUAUCAACAGCAUCCAACCGACAAUUUGUUGAUCUAGCUCAAUUAGGACAUUAUAUCGAACCUAAGCCAUUUAUUCGACAAACAACAAAUAAUACAGGAAAGCCAUUUUAUCAAGUGACAAAUUCAUCAGUGCUUGCCGUAAAAGGCUCACCAACGAAUACAUUUGUUUAA
Molecule: messenger RNA, 1146 nt
Organism: Rotaria socialis
Lineage: Eukaryota; Metazoa; Rotifera; Eurotatoria; Philodinida; Philodinidae
Source: the annotation of a GenBank genome assembly